This is a messenger RNA of Theobroma umbraticum, 530 nucleotides long. RefSeq lists its product as uncharacterized. The record is from RefSeq and is a predicted model, not a curated record. NCBI's taxonomy places the organism in Eukaryota, Viridiplantae, Streptophyta, Magnoliopsida, Malvales, Malvaceae.
AUGGAGACAAAACACCCAAAAGGAGAAAAGUCCGACCAAAUAGUUUGGAGCUUGGAGGACCUUCCAGGCCAAGCCAAGUCUUAUACAUGUUCCUUCUGCAAAAAGGGCUUCUCAAGCGCACAAGCGCUGGGAGGUCACAUGAACAUCCACAGAAAAGACAGGGCCAAGCUCAGAGAAUCCUCCGAGGAAAACAUACUUUCUUUGGACAUGUUAAAGACGAUCAAUCCACCUGACGAUCAUUCCCAGGUUUCUGAAAUUGUACUAGAAUCCAGUGAAGAGAAAAGUUCGAGUCCUAGAAGACCAAGCAAACUUUCCAGGGAAGAUGAAGGUGGCAGUGCCAGUGCCAGUGCCAGUGUCAGUCCUGGGGGCAAAGAUGCUAUCAAGACCAGCGGCGAAAGUGAAAAGGAGAGUUUGCGGCUGAUUCAUGGUUCGACAUCUCAGAUUGUAUUGGAUCUCGAGCUACGGUUAGGGCCCGACCCUGAUCAGAAUCAGACGAAAAAGAGUACCAGAGAGUGCUUUUGAAAUUUAUG